This is a messenger RNA of Babesia bigemina, 666 nucleotides long. RefSeq lists its product as hypothetical. The coding region runs from base 1 to 666 and encodes 221 amino acids. Lineage: Eukaryota; Apicomplexa; Aconoidasida; Piroplasmida; Babesiidae. The record is from RefSeq and is a predicted model, not a curated record. The transcript has 3 exons.
AUGGAGAUUCUUACGACUCAAUCAGAUCUGAAACCGCAGGUUUUGGGGGACAUCUACCUUGGAUACUUCGUGCCGAGUGUGCUCUGCGGCCGUUCCGAUGCGUUCAGGCGCGACAUAACAUCGUUCAUAUCGGAGUGGAUCUCGGGUGCACUUGUGUCGGACCUGGGAAGUUUUUUGGAGAUACAUCCCGACUUUGGGCUAUAUUCCAUCGGCGACCUGUUCCGCGAGCGCCAUUUGUCCAAGCUGUUAGUUGUCUCCCCGAAAGAGUCGGUGUCUGACGUGUGGGAGAUUCUUUGGGGCAUAUGGGCCGACGUGUUGAAGAGCAUCUCGUCUGAUCGUUACGACGCCGUUUCGCUCUUGUACGGCGUGGCGUGCAUCUAUGUGAUGUUCUACUUGUACCACUGUCAGACAGGCCCCGAGAUUUUGCCGAUACCCCUUGCCAUCGGUGAGUCAACCUUGCUUGUUGCAUAUAACGCUGCAGACACUAUAUCCAUUUGUUUGGACGUCUGCACGGUGUCAUUAUCGCGUUUCCGCAUCUGCACAGUUUCGGACGUUUUUGACCUGCUGUUUCGCCGUCACUGCAUCCGUGUGUGCCUCCACGACGGCCUCCAGUACAUUCCGCAGGACCGCGUGGGGCGGCCGCUUGGUUGUUCAAGAAAGUUAUAG